Penicillium lagena is the source of this 1200-nucleotide messenger RNA. Its product is annotated as glycoside hydrolase family 18 protein. The record is from RefSeq and is a predicted model, not a curated record. The transcript is spliced from 6 exons. Gene Ontology annotation, biological process: carbohydrate metabolic process; chitin catabolic process. Gene Ontology annotation, molecular function: chitinase activity; chitin binding. The coding region runs from base 1 to 1200 and encodes 399 amino acids. NCBI's taxonomy places the organism in Eukaryota, Fungi, Ascomycota, Eurotiomycetes, Eurotiales, Aspergillaceae. Gene Ontology annotation, cellular component: extracellular region.
AUGUCGUCUGGAUUCAGAACCGUUGCCUACUAUGUCAAUUGGGCAAUCUACGCACGCAACUACAACCCGCAAGAUCUGCCCGCCGAGAAAUUGACACAUGUGCUCUAUGCCUUUGCAAAUAUCCGUCCCGAGAAUGGUGAAGUGUACUUGACGGAUUCAUGGUCCGACAUUGAAAAACACUAUCCCGGUGACUCGUGGAAUGAUAGCGGCAACAAUGUAUACGGAUGCGUCAAGCAGCUGUUUUUGCUCAAGAAGCGGAACCGCAAGCUGAAGGUCUUGCUUUCUAUCGGUGGCUGGACCUACUCGGCCAACUUUGCCCAGCCGGCCAGCACUGAUCAGGGACGGGCCAAAUUCGCGGAGUCGGCGACGCGGCUGGUUCUAGAUUUAGGGUUUGAUGGUCUGGAUAUCGACUGGGAAUACCCUCAAGAUGACACUCAAGCCCAGAAUCUGGUUCUAUUGCUUCAGAAGUGCCGAGAGACCCUGGAUAAAGCAGCAGGACCCGGCCGCAAGUUCUCCCUGACAAUAGCCUGUCCCGCCGGACCCAAUAAUUUCACCAAGCUCAAGCUGCCUCAGAUGACACCACUGCUGGACUUCUAUAACCUGAUGGCUUACGACUACGCCGGCAGCUGGGACACAGUCGCCGGCCACCAGGCGAAUCUCUUCCCGUCAACUGCAAACCCAAGCUCGACGCCCUUCUCCACCGUCGCGGCGGUGGACCACUACAUCAACGUCGGUGGCGUUCCACCCUCAAAGAUGGUCCUAGGAAUGCCGCUGUACGGACGCACCUUCGUCAACACCGACGGGCCCGGCACCCCCUUCUCGGGGGUCGGCCAGGGCAGCUGGGAAAAUGGCGUGUGGGACUACAAGGCGCUUCCGAAGCCCAGUGCGAGCGAGCAUGUUGACUCGAACAGUGGCGCAUCGUGGUCUUAUAGUUCCGCAGACCGCACGAUGGUCUCGUACGACAAUGUCGCCAUGGCGCAGACCAAGGCUUCCUUUGUUAAACAGCGUCAGCUGGGCGGUGGUAUGUGGUGGGAAAGUAGCGGUGACAAGGGAGGAAAGACGGCCAAUGCUUCGGAUGGCAGCUUGAUCGGGGCUUUUGUCGACGGCGUUGGCGGCCUCUCUGCGCUGGAGCAGACGGCGAACGCGAUCGACUAUCCGGAUAGCAAGUAUGAUAAUUUGCGCGCGGGAUUUCCGGGAUGA